Messenger RNA from Drosophila innubila, 2249 nucleotides. It is a transcript of the gene Start1, whose product is annotated as steroidogenic acute regulatory protein-like. The record is from RefSeq and is a predicted model, not a curated record. The coding region runs from base 218 to 2005 and encodes 595 amino acids. NCBI's taxonomy places the organism in Eukaryota, Metazoa, Arthropoda, Insecta, Diptera, Drosophilidae. The transcript is spliced from 12 exons. Gene Ontology annotation, molecular function: lipid binding.
UGCAGUCUCUUUUCUCCCCCGUUUGUUCCCGUUGUACGAACUAAAUAAAGCCUAACAAAUUGAUAAUUAGAAUUAACAAUUAUAUGGUGCUAUACUGCCAGCAAUAAUAGGUGUUCAUUUAAAUCCUACGCUGAGAGUGCACAACAUAAUUAAGGUGAUUUGCAAUUCUAUUCAGUACAAUGAGCUAAGUGUUUAAGCCGAAACAUUCAAGUCAAUCAUGUCCCAAAAUGAUUCAGAUGAUGUACGGAGCACUGCCCAGCUCUUCGUCUCAAAUGCUCGACAUGGCAACCAUACCACAUACCACAUGCCCUACAAUAUGCCACGUCCGCAUUCCAUUAAUUUGUUUACCGAGGAAUUCCUAGCCGGCUAUAUGCAGGAUGGACGAAUGUCGGUGGUGCGUCGAUUCUUCUGUCUCUUUGUCACAUUUGACUUGGUCUUUGUGUCGCUGCUUUGGCUCAUUUGCAUAGUUAUCGGUGGCGACAAUAUAUUCCAGGCUUUUGAUAAACAAGUUGUACAUUAUACAAUAUAUUCAUCGCUAUUCGAUGUAGUUGCCACGGCUCUCUGUCGUUUUUUAGUUUUAAUCUUCUUUUAUGCCUUGUUAUAUACAAAUCAUUGGUCCAUCAUAGCGCUGUCCACGAGUGCUUCAUGUUUGUUUCUCAUCACCAAAGUAUUUUACUACGAUUGGGUGCACUCCAAACAGCAAGUAUUCGAGGUUAUACUCAUCAUAACAUCAUUCAUUCUGGCCUGGGGCGAGGCUUGGUUCCUGGACUGUCGUGUUAUACCCCAGGAGCGGCAUGCACGUGGUUAUUUUACAGCCGCUACCACAGCUGAUCGUCCACCAUUGCAGCAGCCAACGAUUUUGACCGGACCUGAACGUGCGAAUCAAAGCGUUACAGAUUUCUAUUCACCCUUGGACACAGCACAUCACUCUGACGAGGAGGAGGAACAGGAUGAUGAGUACAAUCAGAUGGGGUUGGAUUGCCUGCGCAAGGCAUAUGAGCUCAUUGAGUCCACCGAUUGGAAAGUGGAGAAGGUAACACCAAAGGGAGAUACUAUACACAGCACGCAGCGGGACAAAAUUGGCAAAAUUUACAAGUUAACGGCACGACUCAAAUAUCCUGCCAAGGCUCUGAUGGAGGAGCUGUUUUAUCGCAUUGAGGAUGUGCCCAAGUGGAAUCCAGCGCUGUUGGAGUCGAAGAAAGUGCGCACAAUCAACUCUUACACGGAUAUAACAUACCAAGUGUCCAUUGGAGGUGGCGGUGGCAUGGUGAAGAGUCGGGAUUUUGUCAAUCUGCGUUCAUGUCGUUUAAUUCGCAAUGGAAGAAUCUGUGAUGACGACGAAGCAGCUAAGCUCAGCAGCGAGGAUGAGGACGAUAACUCUCUAAAUCGAUCUUGCGAAGGCAGUGUAACCACAUUGUCGGACAUUGAUUCGAAUACGCCGCAAACUGGCAGUGUUGGUAGCUUUCGUACCAGGCUGCUUGGAGGAAGCACGUUGCACUCUUCAGAGCCAGUAUGUACAGCGUCCACAGCUCCAGCGACUCCAUAUGACACACUAAGCAAAAGUCUGGGCGCCAAAGGUUUAGGCGCUGUAUUAAAUUUGGUUGUUGAACCACCGCCACUAGAUGAAUCUUUUGAGGAUGCUAAAGAUUGUGUAGAUGAUGUUCAGAUCACGAUAAAGGACACGCUUACUCCGACAACGGACACGGGCGUUGGGGUGGGCAAGACCAAGGAUAAGGUGUGGAUGAGCGCAGCAAUAAGCGUCGAAUACGCAGCCGUGCCUCCCACAACGAAAUAUACCAGAGGUGAGAACAUUGUGUCGGGUUUCGCGUUCCGUGAGAUCAUCGGCAAGUCGGAUAGCUGCAUACUGGAGUGGGUGUUAUGCCUGGAUCUGAAAGGUUAUAUACCACGAUAUGUGCUGGAUGCUGCACUCACCUCAUCCAUGGUGGAUUACAUGAAAUACCUGCGUAAGCAUAUAAACGAAAUGCGACAGCGUCGGCGACGUUGACUAAGAAGCUCUACUAUAUUUUUAUAUAGUAAUCUAUUUAAAUUGUAUUCUACAAACUAAGCAUAAAGCUAAACGAACUAUAUAAAUGUAUUUAUAUAGUUUUAUAUGUAUCUCAAGCAUGUGAAACAUAUUUACAUAUUUAUCUGUAGUUGAGUUUAAGAGAAUCAGGAUCAAGUGCAUUGCUCUAAGUUUAUUGAGUAUGUAUUGUAUAAGUUGAUAAGAAUUAUGACCUAAACUAAAUACA